Messenger RNA from Patiria miniata (bat star), 4554 nucleotides. RefSeq names its product RNA-binding protein 25-like (gene rbm25). Gene Ontology annotation, molecular function: mRNA binding. Bases 199 to 2685 code for a protein of 828 amino acids. Gene Ontology annotation, cellular component: spliceosomal complex. The transcript has 20 exons. The record is from RefSeq and is a predicted model, not a curated record. Gene Ontology annotation, biological process: regulation of alternative mRNA splicing, via spliceosome; mRNA processing. Lineage: Eukaryota; Metazoa; Echinodermata; Asteroidea; Valvatida; Asterinidae.
GGCGCUCUACUACAAAACCGUCGUCGCCGCGCCUGUCGCCAUGUUUAAUAAAAUUGCUGCAAGACGAGGGAGAAGAUAGUUCUUUGUGUUCGCCUUUUCGUGCUGUUUUAAUAUGACUUAAAUGUCGAAAUAGUUGGCCCAUUAUCUCUAAUGCUGUCGCCUUCUUAGGUAUUUGAAGUGUAACUAGUAUUGUCCAAGAUGUCCUUUCCUCCGCCGGGAAACCCCUUCAUGGCUCGGCCCAGGAUGCCUACCAACCAGAAUCAGUUCCCUCCGUUUGGAGGCAUGCCAUCUGGCAUGCCAAUGAAUCCACAAAUGGGUCUCCUACCACAGCCGCCCAUGUCCAAGAUGCAGAUGCCGCCAGGAAUGCGACCCAAUAUGCCACACCCUCCGAUGCCAGGCCAGAGGUUCCCGGGGUUUAGCCAACAAUUUCCGCACCCAGACUUCUUUCCGAAAGAAACACAUAUGCAGCAGCAGCAUGCAAUGCAGCAGCAGCAGCAACAACAGCAGCAAGGGAUGGCAAGUCCAGGAGGGGAACAAGAGGCAAACGGCGACAAGCCCAAAACCACCGUCUUUGUCGGCAACAUUUCGGAGAGAGCCCCAGAUGCUUUGAUCCGUGCCAUGUUGUCGAAAUGCGGCCUGAUAUCCAGUUGGAAGCGUGUCCAGGGAGCAUCGGGCAAGCUACAGGCCUUUGGGUUCUGUGAUUACAGUGCACCAAAGGCCGGCCUGAGGGCCAUUAGGCUCUUACAUGACUUGGAGUUAGGCGACAAGAAACUCUUGGUGAAAGUCGAUGCUAAAACUCGGAUUCAGCUUGACGAGUAUCUCGCCGAAAAUGGACAGAGUUCUGAGGAGCUGGAUGAGGAGACGCAAGCCGAGGACGCAAAUAUCCAAGCUCAAAUUGAGCGACUGACCAACGACUAUAAACACGCCCUCAACAAGCCACAAGCUGAAGAGACAUCCAAGGAUCAACCCAAGGAGAGCCAGCCGUCUAGGGAACAGAAGGAUGGGAAGGACCCCAAGAAGAGUAAAAAGGAAAACAUUCAGGACUUGAACAACAUCGAAGAGGACAAACGACACAUCAUAAGUCGUGAAAUUGAUCGCUUCAGAGACACAUACAAGGCAGCAGAGGAUAGGGAGAAAGACCGGCUGGCUCGGGAACAACGCCGGGAGGAACGAGACUCCAAACGCGGGGACACCAAGGAUCGCGACAAAGACCGGGAACGGGACAGAGACCGGGAUAGGGACAAGGAACGCGAGCGUGAGCGGGAACGGGAGCGAACAAGGGAGAGGGAGAGACGGGACCAGGCUAAGGAGAAGGAAAGAGAGGAGAAAAGAGACAGGGAAAGGAGGCUUGAGCGGGAAAGAGAACGGGAGAAAGAACGCGACCGGGAAAAGGAGCGGGAGAGAGAGCGUGAGCGAGAACGGGACCGGGAUCGCGACAGGGACAGGGACCGCAAACGAACACUCGACAGGGACGAUGACCACGAUAGGUUUAACGAGGAAGAAGAGUUUGAGAGGAGGAAGCUUGAGAGGAAACUGCGGGAAAAAGAGGAGGCCUAUCAACAGCGACUGAAAAUGCGGGAAAGUCGUGAGCGCAAGCGCGCCCGCGAAUACGAGAAGCUGCGGGAGAAACAAGAAACGGAGAGAAAUGAGAUGGAGAAAGAGGCCAAGAGACUCCGCGAAUUCCUGGAAGAUUAUGACGACGAGCGAGAUGACCCCAAGUAUUACAUGGGGAGUGCGCUGGAGCGAAGACGCAAGGAGAGAGAAAAGGAGAUUGACAGCGACAACCGGGACCGCCGACGGGAGCGAGAGGAACUGGAGGACAUCAAGCGCAAACUUCUGGAGGAGGGGCACGAUAAUGUGGAGGAAGAAAUCGAAAAGCUUGAGCAGGAACGAGAGAAGCACAGGUUACCUCAGUUGGCGUUGGUUCCAAAGGAAGAGAAACCCAAGCUGGAACCCACGAUGAAGCCGCUAGAUGUUCCUGAAGAACCAGACCCUGAAAUGGCCGCCCUGCCCCCAGCUCCGGGACCUCGAACCCCCGAGUCCUCCGACGCAAGCCCUGAGCCUCUCUCCGCCCAAUCAGCUGAAGACGACAGUGACCAGCCCCCUGCAAAGGAACCACACAAGCCCAGACUCAGCUUUGGAGGUCUUAAACUUGUUGGAGCCAAUGAUCCCCAGUCAUCUGCUGCUGCCAAACGCAAGAAGCUUUCGGUGGUGGAAGUCUUCAACGAGGACGAAGACACGACAGACACCGGCAAGAAGAAGCGCAAACUGGUCCCCAUCGACUACUCGGAGGAAGAGAUGAAGGCUGUUGCAGGGGGCCAGUCUCAGGCCGUGGCCUCGGCUGCAGAGGAGAAGAGAAAGACCAUCAAGAAUCUGAUUGAGAAGAUCCCAACAGCCAAAGAAGAGCUCUUCAGAUACAAAGUAGACUGGGCAAUCGUCGAUGAGUCUUUGAUGGAGAGACGAAUCAAGCCCUGGAUCAACAAGAAGAUAGUGGAGUACAUCGGUGAGGAGGAGGCAACGUUGACAGAGUUCAUCUGCUCCAAGCUUCUGGCUCACAGCUCAGCCGAGAGCAUACUGAGCGACAUCACCAUGGUUUUGGAUGAAGAAGCAGAAGUGUUUGUUGUCAAGAUGUGGCGGUUGUUGAUCUAUGAAGUGGAAGCCAAGAAGCACGGUCUGGUCAAAUGACAAUCAAGCAAGUCAUCCUAGAAUCAAGACCUUGGAACCAUUUCUGAAACCUCGGCUGUCUUUGUGGCUCAAGUUUUUUUAAGGUUUCAAUAUGUACAUAUGUAGCAGAGAGAGAGAGAGUCGUUCUUGGGCCCUAGCUCCUAUACUGACUGGCACUUCAAAUUGCGGAGCCAGACCUCGAAGCCGUACCCGAGGUUUCAGAAAUGGCUCUCAAGAUGACGCCUGUGAAAUGAAAGGCAGUAGGCUGGUACCAGCGUGCGUUUGGGGAGUCAGUGCUGAAAUCACUGUGUAGGCUACAGCAGCCUUACCAAGAUGUGCUGCAAUUGAUGAGGGUUUACAUUGUAUCAACAAAAGGAUUUUUUUUGUCUGUGACAAGAGAUGUUAACUGCAUUUUUGUAAUGCCCAAAAUGGCCAUUUUCUGAUUGGAAACGCUUUCUAGUAUCUUUAUGGGCUCCGUGUGCAAACAAAAGAGGGCGCUUUUUUACCACUUUUGAGAGCCCUGUUGACGGGACACACAGCGCGUGUGUACUGUACUGGUUCUCAUGCGAAGUACGCACGGCUGACAAAGCUAUUAGCCACAGCAUCUUCGCUCGAGCGUCAGGCUUGCAAAUAAGUUCCAAUUUAACUUGCAAUGAUCUCCCAGACUAAUCCCUGCCUCCAAUAAAUUUGGAUCAUUCGAAAUACGCAGUGGAUGAAUCGGAAACCAGUCUAGGUCUCCCCCAACCCUCUUUUUCUGGCCGUUGAAGGGGUACUUGUGCACGGAGCCCGUAAUAGGAAAUAUUCACCUUUGUUACCCUAAUCCAAUUUAUUCUCCAGUAAACUACAUUUUUCUUUAUACCAAGUCUUUGACGAAGCUGCAUCCAAAUCUUGUCUUGGACCAGAAGUAGCCUCCGUUUUCGAGUACGAGUUGUGUAACCUUUGAUAUUUUGUUCAUUUCAUAUGUUGUUCCUUUUAUGAGAAAACCCUAUCAAUGGCAAAUCUAGUUUCAUGCACAAUUGGAUACAUGAAUCCUGCUCUCACAAAAGGAGGGUAAAGCCACAGAAUAUACAAUGUAUUUCAUAUUAAAUGUUUCCUGAAAUGUUAAAUUGCUGGAUUUUUCCAUCAUGCCAAAGUCUCACAGUAAACUGACUCCAACACAUUCAUAUAUUAUUAGGAAGCAGUGUCUCAUCUCCACCCAGUUUGAACAUUUUCUAAGUUGAUUUCUGUGACUUUAUUGUAAUUUCGUGGGUGUUAAAAAGCUUCUUUACCAGUGACUUUCUCCUAUGACAUUUCUUGUUUUCUCAUUUUUUUUUAUUAAUGUUAUUUUUUUUGUGGAAUUCAUUCAUGAUCUCAACUUAAGUCCCCUUUUGGUCUAAAAACCUUUCCCUGCUGCAAAAUGGCAGAAAAGUACGAAAAAGACACAAUAUAUUAAAUAUGGAUGUAAUUUCAAAAAAAUGUUUCUAAUAAAUUUUUAAAAGUCAAUUUGCAGACUUCAUUUUUUCUUUAAUUUUUGUGUUUUCCGUUCUGCCGAUGUGCAUAACUCAUAUAAAUCAGUUUGGCUUCCCUUAAAACAAUCUUGUUACAUAUAUCACACCUUGGCCAAGUAUCAUAACACCUGUUUUUUAUGUUGUUUCUUCACUCUUUGUGCAUUUACCGAUCCGCGAUCAUUGUGCUUUUCUUUUCAGGUUUCUCUAGAUUAGAUAAGUGUGUUUUUAGUUUAUACCGACUAUCAUUUUCAUGACUGAAAUUUUUUCAUUAUUUUUUUGUUACAAAUUGCCACUGAUUCUGAUUCCGAAUCCAAGAUUUCAUGAUCUGAUCAUUGCUAUUUGAAAUGCAGUUUUGAAUGAAAGCUCUCAAUAAAUAAGCACUUGUAUAUAUCUUGGAAAAAUA